AUGGGUUUUCUCGCGAUCUGCGAGGGAGCUGUGCCCAGGCCGUCGGGCGUGUGGCGGCGCCGCCGGGGAGACACCGCCGUGUGCUGCGUGUCGACGCACGUCAGCGCCGAGACCAUGCGAUGGGUGUCCGUUGGGGCCGCCGCUAUAUUGAUGCUUGCUAAAGGCACAACCAUACACAAAUCGUUCCUUGUCCCUCUCAUUGCUCUACAAGCACCUCAAGACGUCAUCUCAUGGAUAAAAGGUGAUUAUGGUCAGUGGACCGCUUUCCUCGGUCUUCUUCUGUGCCUGCUAUCCUUCCUUCCAGGUGAACUGGAGCUUCCCUUGUCAACGAUGUUGUUUGUUAGCAUUGCUCCUUACCAAUUUAUGAACUUGAGGGGCACUCAAGAGUCUGUAAUAAUGUCCUUGGCAAUAGCAGCUUAUCUCGCGUUUCAGCAUUUCACCGGGGCCGGAGACUUGAGGAAGGCCUUGGACCGUGGAGCGAUAGUUGCAACCUUGUCCAUCAUCUGCAUCACGCUUAUCCCCCUCUUGUUCUUGCUCUGA
This is a messenger RNA of Hordeum vulgare subsp. vulgare (domesticated barley), 540 nucleotides long. Its product is annotated as cold-regulated 413 inner membrane protein 2, chloroplastic-like. The transcript has 6 exons. The record is from RefSeq and is a predicted model, not a curated record. Gene Ontology annotation, cellular component: membrane. The coding region runs from base 1 to 540 and encodes 179 amino acids. NCBI's taxonomy places the organism in Eukaryota, Viridiplantae, Streptophyta, Magnoliopsida, Poales, Poaceae.